AGUAAACUAUAAGAUACGGAAAAGAAAAGAAAAGAAAAAGAUUGUUAUAUUGUGAUUCGUAUCACUUACUUUACCGACGCCACCGUUGCUCCAAUUUCCGAUCUGUUUCUCUUUAAACUAAAUUUUGAACAAAUAAAUAUUGAAGAAAAGAAAGUUUUGGGAUUUGCGAACUCAUUCAUUUCACUUUGCUUCAUCCUUAAUUUUCAAUUUCUUUCUCUCUUUUUUCUCAAUUUUGAGUCAAUCUCAAUUUGCAGUCAAAUGCAGAGCUUCAAUCACUCAGUUUAAACCUACCGAUUUGAAAAACAGGAUCUAGGGUUUUUUUUUUUUUUUUUUUCUUCCAGCAUGGAGAGCUCGGAGAAAGUAGUUGCCGUUAUCAUGGUUGGCGGCCCAACUAAAGGUACUAGAUUUCGCCCUCUUUCAUUCAAUACUCCGAAGCCUCUCUUCCCUUUGGCUGGCCAACCGAUGGUUCAUCAUCCUAUCUCUGCAUGCAAACGGAUACCCAAUUUAGCUCAAAUUUUUCUAAUUGGAUUUUAUGAGGAGAGGGAAUUCGCUCUCUACGUUUCUUCUUUGUCCAAUGAGUUGAGACUGCCUGUGAGGUACUUGAAGGAGGAUAAACCACACGGCUCAGCUGGGGGUAUCUAUUACUUCAGAGACAUUAUAUUGGAAGACAGCCCAUCGUACAUCUUUCUACUAAAUUGUGAUGUUUGCUGCAAUUUUCCACUUCCUGACAUGCUUGAGGCACAUAAAAGAUAUGGUGGGAUGGGAACUAUAUUAGUAAACAAGGUUUCUGCUGAAUCGGCUAAUCAGUUUGGUGCACUGGUCGCUGAUCCAGUCACAAAUGAGCUGUUGCAUUAUACAGAGAAACCUGAGACUUUUGUGAGUGAUUUAAUAAAUUGUGGUGUAUAUGCAUUUACAUCCGAAAUUUUCGAUUACAUCCAAGAUGUCUCAAUUCAUCGGGAAGGCAGAGCUAAUCUACGACGUGUCUCCAGCUUUGAAGCUCUACAAUCUGCAACAAGGAACCUUCCGACUGAUUUUGUGAGAUUAGAUCAAGAUAUUUUGACUCCUCUCGCUGGAAAGAAACGCUUAUAUACGUAUGAAACCAUGGAAUUUUGGGAACAGAUCAAGACUCCAGGGAUGUCUUUGAAGUGUUCAGCCCUUUAUCUUGCUCAGUUUCAAUUAACCUCUCCCCAUCUUUUGGCUAGUGGGAAUGGUACCAAGAGUGCGACUAUUGUGGGUGAUGUCUACAUUCAUCCAUCAGCAAAAGUACAUCCCACUGCAAAGAUUGGUCCCAAUGUCUCUAUUUCUGCUAAUGUUCGUGUGGCUCCUGGUGUGAGGCUUAUAAGUUGCAUCAUCUUGGAUGAUGUUGAAAUUAUGGAUAAUGCUGUUGUUAUAAAUUCUAUUAUUGGAUGGAAAUCAUCAGUGGGGAAAUGGUCUCGUGUCCAGGCAAAUGGUGACUACAAGGAUAAGCUUGGAAUUACAAUUCUCGGAGAAGCUGUGAUUGUUGAAGACGAAGUUGUGGUGACCAACAGCAUAGUGCUCCCAAACAAGACUCUGAACCUUAGCGUCCUUGAAGAAAUAAUUUUAUAACAUUUUCCUUUUACACCAUUCAUUCCCCUUUCUCUGUACUAAAAUUUAAAACAAUUUUGCCAUUCCAUGCGGCUGACUUCAGGCUACUUGAUUAAAACCUGCAGAGUGUCAAUCCCCCAAAUAUAAAAUCUUUUUCUUUUAAGUCA
This is a messenger RNA of Cucumis melo (muskmelon), 1733 nucleotides long. RefSeq lists its product as uncharacterized. The transcript is spliced from 15 exons. NCBI's taxonomy places the organism in Eukaryota, Viridiplantae, Streptophyta, Magnoliopsida, Cucurbitales, Cucurbitaceae. Gene Ontology annotation, biological process: biosynthetic process. Gene Ontology annotation, cellular component: cytoplasm. The record is from RefSeq and is a predicted model, not a curated record. The coding region runs from base 343 to 1587 and encodes 414 amino acids.